Messenger RNA from Marchantia polymorpha subsp. ruderalis, 7286 nucleotides. Lineage: Eukaryota; Viridiplantae; Streptophyta; Marchantiopsida; Marchantiales; Marchantiaceae. The record is from the annotation of a GenBank genome assembly.
AGUCCCCAGUGUCAGGUGGACGUCGGACGUUGGGUUCCGCGUGUGGUUCGUCUGCCGUAUGCGCUCCUUUUGAAGGGGAGGAGCAGGAGUAGAAGGACAGGGGAAGAAGCCCCAGGCCCUGCUAAGACGCCCGGUGCGAGCAGUAGGAGGAGGAGGAGAAGGGUGAUUUUCGUGUCGAUGUGGAUGUUGGUCUAGGCAUUUGCGGAGUUUUGUGCGCCGCCGUGCUUUCAGUACAGUGGCAGAUCGUUCGUAAAAGCAAUGCGUGGAGAUCUUGGAGGAGCUUGGGAAUACUUGCCUUGAUUGGCUGUUAUUGUUGGUUUAUCUACUAUGUCUGAAGAUGAAAAACUACUCAAGGAAUGUAAGAAGCUGUCAUGGGAGGACAGGUUGGCACACAAGAAUUGGAAGGUUAGAGUUGAUGCCAAUACCGAUAUCGCUGCGCUUUGUGACUCGAUCAGCGAUCCGAAGGAUCCUAAGCUGAAAGACUUCGGUCCGCUGUUUAGGAAGGCUGUGGCUGACGCAAAUGCGCCGGCGCAAGAGAAGGCGCUUGACGCCUUGAUUGCGUACCUGAGAGUAGUCGAUGCAGAUUCCGGCCGGUACGCGAAGGAAAUAUGCGACUCGGUUGUAGUGAAAUGCCUUACUGGCCGUGUGAAGACCAUUGAGAAGGCACAGAUGGUGCUUCUUCUUUGGGUGGAGCUCGAGGCGACGGAAGUGUUCCUGGACGUGAUGGAGAAAGCGAUAAAAAACAAGGUAGCCAAGGCUGUUGUGCCUGCUAUCGAUGUAAUGUAUCAAGCCGUCAGUCAAUUCGGGACCAAGGUCGUUCCUCCCAAGAGAAUUUUGAAAAUGCUCCCCGAGCUUUUUGAUCAUCAGGACCAAAAUGUGAGGGCAUCUGCCAAGGGAUUAACCAUCGAGCUGUGCCGCUGGAUUAGCAAGGAUACUGUCAAAUCCAUUCUAUUCGAGAAGAUGCGAGACACCAUGAAGAAGGAGCUUGAACUGGAAGUGGAUAGUGUCACGGGACUUUCUAAGCCCGUGCGGAGGAUCAGAUCAGAGCAAUUGAAGGAGUGUGAAGCGGACGUCCCAGUAGACACACCCGAUGCUGCGUCGGCGGAUGAACCAGCCGUCCAUCAGGAAACCGAUGAUUAUGACCUGAUGGACCCGGUGGAGAUUCUGGGACCCCUCCAGAAGACGACCUUUUGGGAAGGGUACAAAGCAACGAAGUGGUCCGAAAGGAGGGAUGCUGUUGCGGAACUCACCAAAUUAGCAUCUGCUAGACGACUGGCCGUGGGGGACUACGUAGAAGUGUCUCGAAUCCUGAAGAAACUCAUCACGGAUGUGAACCUGGCCGUAGCAGUGGAAGCUGUGCAAGCAGCGGGCAACCUAGCUAGGGGUCUACGUAAAGAUUACAGUGGAGGUUCCAGGCUUCUACUCCCUCUUCUACUAGAAAGAUUGAAGGAGAAGAAGGCAGUCAUGGUGGAAGCAGUGAUGGAAACUCUGCGAACCAUGCACAAGAGUGGCUGUUUUGCUCUUGGGGAUGUCAUCGAAGAGGUGAAAGUUGCAACCAAAAACAAGGUGCCUUCAGUUAGAUCAUCGUGUCUAAACUGGGUUGGUUUCUGCAUUGAGAGUAACAACAAAGCUUACAUUAUGAAGGUGUAUAAGGAAUAUGUUCCAAUCCUUUUGGAGAGUCUCAAUGAUGGUACCCCGGAAGUCAGAGAUGCAGCAUUCAGUGGCAUUGCUGCUCUAGCGAAGCUAGUAGGCAUGAAGCCCCUAGAAAAGUCAUUGGAGAAGUUGGACGAUGUUAGGAGAAAGAAGCUUGCCGAAUUAAUGGGUCCUGAUCCUAGUAGCGCACCACUUGUGGUUGCCCCAAGAGGUGGGGCUGGCGGAGGUUCAGCAGGUGACUCGAUGCCUAGCGGUGGAAUUAAAUCUGCAGCGAGCCUCUUGGGGCAAGCCCGCAAGAAACCACCUCCACCUGGGAAGAAAGCCGCGACAACCAAAGGACCAGCAACCACAACCAAGAAGGCAGACGGAGGAAGCUCCGGAUCGGCGAAGGCCGCAGCCCGGGUCGAGAAACCAGAAGAUUUGGAAGGUGGAGACGUAUCUCCAGAGGACUUAGAAGCCCGGAUUGAGGGACAUUUCGGAGGUGAUAUCGUAGCAAACCUCAAAAGCGCAGUCUGGAAGGAAAGGCUGGAGGGUAUUGGUAACUUGCAGAGGAAGCUGGAAGAGGCGACUGAUCUGGACCCUUUGACCGAGACCCUCGUGCGGUUUCUCUCGAUUUUGCCCGGAUGGGCUGAGAAGAAUGUCCAGGUCCAGCAAAAGAGCAUGGAAAUCAUCAGCUUCACAGCAGAGAAGUCUAACCACUUCUCAAAGAGAUGUGUCGUGCUUUGUCUUUCUGGAGUCGUAGAAAAGUCCUCAGAUAUCAAACUUCGCAUUCAAGCGACGAAGUGUCUUACUUCUUUCUGUGAAGUUGUGGAGCCUUCAUUCGUUAUCAACAGGCUGCUAACACUGUGGAAAGAUCAUAAGAAUCCAAAGGUUGUGAGCGAGGGCCUUACUUGGAUGCUGACAGCCCUGGAAGACUUUGGGGUUGGACUUAUUCCAGUGAAGGAGGUGAUAACUUUCUGCAAGGAUGUGGCCCUCCAGUCGAGUACGGCUGCCACGAGGAACGCUGCGGUGAAGUUGUUGGGUUUGCUUCACAAAUUCUGUGGACCGGAUAUCAAAAAUUACUUCUCCGAUCUGAAGCCAGCUCUUCAGACGUUGGUGAAUGCAGAAUGUGACAAGAAUCCCUAUGUCGGUGAAGCUGUUGCUCCCAAAAGGUCAACUCGGGCAGCCGCGAGUGGAGCUGGCGGGGGUGGAGCUGAGGGUCUUCCUAGGGAAGACAUUAGUGGAAAGGUUACAGCAGCUAUUUUGAAAAACUUUACAAGUGCAGACUGGAAGGUGCGGCAAGAAGCGAUCGAGUCUGUCAACACUAUACUUCAAGAGGCUAACAUGCGGAUUCAAGCGGCGGGGACAGGUGAACUAAUAGGAGCCUUGAAGGGUCGCUUGAGUGACUCGAAUAAGAAUCUUGUAAUUAUGACCCUGGCAACGCUGGGGAAGGUUGCUCAGGCGAUGGGACCCGGCUUUGAAAAAAGUUUCAAGGUUAUCCACGCGGAUGUUUUGAAAUGUCUCGGUGAUAACAAAAAGAUGAUGAGAGAGGCUGCAGUGAAGACCCUGGACGCUUGGUUGUUGGUGCUGCAAAUGAGCAAAAUGCUUUCGUCUCUGACUCCAGCUCUUCUUGAUACGAAACUCUGUGCCGAUGGGCGGAAGGACAUGUUCGACUGGUUCGCCAGACAUGUGGCAGGAGCAGAUGAUAUGAAAGAAGUGAUCACGCUGAUCAAACCUAUUGUUGCUGGUGUACAGGACAAGAGUGCAGAAGUCAGGAAGGCUGCGGAAGGCCUCCUCAUAGAGGUUGUGAAAGCUUGUGGGCAUGAAACAGUGGAUCGGGCUUCCAGAAGUUUGCAUGGUCCUGCGUUGACUUUAUUCCAGUCCCUGUUGGAGAAGCAUGGCUUGAAGUCUGGAGGCGGUGCCCCUGCGGAGGCUAUCGUGGAUGAAGCUCCAAAUCGGAAUGCAAGGGCAGGUGCCGCCCAAAAGCCUGGUGCCCCGACUGUUGGCAAGCGAGUCCCAAUGGGUAGAGGUGCCGGUGGGAAGGAGUCCAAAACAGACGCGGCGGAUGCCGCACAGCAAACCCAGGCACUUUUCAAUCUGAAAGACUGCAACAAGGAGGAGAGAGAGAAGUUGCAUUCUCGCAGACCCAAGUUUGAUUCUGAGCAAAGAGGGGAGCAGAUCCAGGAUGUGGAGGGAGAUGUAGUUAAGUACUUCCGAGAAGAUGUACAUCGAAGGCUUUUGAGUCCUGAUUUCAAGAAGCAGGUGGAAGGGGUCGACAUACUGCAAAAAUCGAUUCCGACUCAAGUCAGGGAGAUGAUGGAGGUUCUCGAUGUGUUACUUCGGUGGAUUGUGGUUCGUGUUUAUGAAGGAAAUACCACAUGUCUGCUGAAGGUUUUGGACUUUCUCCAGGAGUUGGUGUUGGCAUUCAAGGCGGAGGGUUACUCAAUGACAGACUGUGAAGCCAAUUACAUCUUCCCUUGUCUGGUUGAGAAGUCUGGUCACAAUAUGGAGAAAGUACGGGAUAAGUUCAGGGAGUUGGUGCGGCUCCUCUGCUGUCUGUACCCGUCAUCGAAAAUAUUUACAUUCCUCCUCGAUGGCCUGCGGUCAAAGAAUAACCGGACGAAGAUCGAGUGUGUGGAACAGCUCGGAUUUCUGAUCGAACGGUAUGGAGUGGAAGUCGGAGGAUCUGGAAAGGGCUUGCAGUCGGUCGUUGCCUUGACAACUGAGCGAGAUGGUGAUCUACGAAAAGCAAGCCUGAAUACUUUGGCAGUUGCGUAUGCAAUUCUAGGUGAGGAUGUCUGGAGGUAUAUUGGGAGAUUAUCCGAAGUACAAAGAAGUUUACUAGACGAGAAAUUCAAGUGGAAGGCGAGAGAGAUGGAGAAGAAAAAGGAGGGAAAGCCGGGUGAGGCUCGAGGUGCUAUGAGACGAUCGCCCCGGGAGAAUGGAGUCGAUGAUGCAGAGCAGAUGGUUGAGUCUAACCAUCAAGCUCUAUCAAGCAUGGGUUCAAACAACUCCAACUCGUUGGAGUCGAAUUUCAGGGGUACAGCUCACAUGCAGCCUGUUGGGCCACUUGACUGGAAGGAUGCAAUUUUUGUAAUAGAAAAUAGCACUGUCUCAGAACAGGUUGUCGAGGGUAUGAAACUCAUAUGUUAUGAGUUAGAACAAGCUAUAGGGGAUGCGGAUGGCAUACUUAUGGAAGAACUUGUCAGCACUGCUGAUCGGCUGGUGUGCAGUCUGUCUGCAAGAGUUGCUUCCACCUUCAAGGCUGGGCUCUCGGGAUCUUCGUCUAGGGCCUGUAAAUACGUUUUGAACACUCUGAUGCAAACAUUUCAGAUCAAAAGGCUUGCCUACGAGAUCAAGGAAGAGAGUCUCCAUUCUCUUUUCACUGAAUUGCUGCUGUGGCUGCUGGAUGAUCGAGUACCUUUGCUGGAUGAUGGUAGUCAACUUCUGAAAGCGCUGAAUGUGCUUGUGCUGAAGAUUCUUGAGAAUGCCAAUCGUACAUCUGCCUUUGUGGUACUCAUUGAUCUUCUGCAGCCAAGCUCAGGGAAAGGGGAUAGAAACAUGCUGUCAUCUCACCGGUUUUCGGAUCUGGUCGUGAAGUGCCUCAUCAAGCUCACGAAGGUUCUGGGUUCAACAAUAAAUGAAGUCGACUUGGAUCGACUUCUGCAAAGCAUUCACGACUACUUUCAGCAGCUGGGACUGGAAGAGAUUCGGAAACGAGCUGGAGCUGAUGACAAGCCUCUACGAAUGGUGAAGACAGUGCUACAUGAGCUCGUGAAGCUGAGGGGAACUUCAGUCAAAGGUCAUUUGUCUAUGGUUCCAAUUGAUUCUGAACCUCAGCCCAUCAUUCUUGCUUACAUUGACCUCAACUUGCAAACUUUAGCCGCAACGAGGACGCAUAUGCUGACCCCAGCAGGAACCGGAUCCCAAGGGCACUGGCUGGAUAAUAGCGGUAAUGGACCAUCCUCGAAUUCAACGAGCUCUGCGGAGACACAGCUAAAACAAGAGCUUGCUGCAAUCUUCAAAAAGAUUGGAGACAAGCAAACUUGUACUGUAGGGUUGUAUGAGCUGUAUCGAAUAACGCAACUGUAUCCACAAGUUGACAUAUUCUCACAGCUUCAGAAUGCCAGCAUGGCCUUCCGGACCUACAUCCGAGAUGGUUUGGCCCAGAUGGAGAAGAGUGCUGCAUCUGGAAGAACACCUGCUAGUAUGUCGGUUGUCUCUCCUCCCCCCUUAUCGUCAUCAAACAUGGGUUAUCCCACGAAAGGAGCUCCAAAUCACAAUUCUUCUCAUAUGUCUAGUCAACACAACUCGUACGGAGAGGAUGCAGAAGUCGGAAGCGGUAACGGUCGUGCUGCUUCUUAUUCAGUUGAUUCUUCUGCAGUGAGGCAAGCAAUGCAUCAGAGGCAUGCGGAUACUUCUUCUUACGACUCUUCAGGCGAUUCGCACGGGGAGUCGAAUGUGCAGAGUACAGUGGUCGGGGGAACUCUGAAUGCUAUCAGAGAAAGGAUGAAGAAUAUCCAAGCAGCGGCCGCGGGGAGCACAGGAAGUGGGAAUUACAACAUUCCUUCAGUCACAUCAGCCGAACCCAUGUCUCAACAUCUUGCGCCUCAGGGUGAUGUGGAACACCGCCAAAGAGAACCAUUACCAGAUAAAGCUCUAUCCGGCUUACAGGCAAGGAUGGAAAGGCUAAAGAACGGUGUUGUAGAGCCUGCUGUAUUAGUGUGAAGAAGUACUUUUGCGAUUAGACUAGUUCAGUCUCGAACCUAUUGAGCAACUCAGACUUUAAGGAGCUUAGAAUCACUGAAGUGUUCUCACACCAGAUCAAGUAGUUGUUGGAGAAAGUGGAAAGUUGUACAGUUGAGAUUUUGUCCAUGAUUAGAGAGACAGACAUGCUUCCAUAGAUGGAGACAAUUCAUGUCUUUUAUUGCGAUUCUUGUCUGUGCGCAGACAGAGUACAAUCGUUUCUCUAGCUACAUCUAUCUGUCAAGAGAAGUCGUGGUUGAUUAGGCCUUCGAGGAGUUUGUCUGUGACUACGAAAACUAGCGAUUUUGUAAAUGACAUCAAUCGUUGAAACCCUUCAGAGUCCCCACUUAAGAGUCAAACAACAGCAAGAUGAAUUCAAGAUCCUUGGUCCCAUGUAUUUAGGUGGAGACUCCGUUCUCAACACCUGAACGGUCUCGCUCGGUCGUGUAUGAUAGUUGUUUCAUCUAGGGCACCGAACAAUGACGGGGCGUUGUUGGGGCACUGAGUUGUUGGGUGCCCCACAAACGCAGUCGUCUUCAAGGCAAUUGUGGUUUCGAGAACGAAAGUUGACUCUCUCCAUCACUUGGCGACGAACGUCGCGAGGUGAUAUGUAGAGCCGCCAAAUUAUCCAAGCAGAGGUCACACGUUUGAAUGUAAAUUGGUAGCGUUGAGUACUUGAUCCAGCGGCGUGUGCUGUGACCGAGCCGUUCGCCUCAGUGUUGCUGAACAGUACUACCGAACAUUGGACCGAAAGGUUAGCACGGGAUUUUAGUCGUGAGCACUGUCUUCUGUGUCUCCUCGAGAUUUAAUAGCAGAAGGUCUGUCAUAUUGUUAGACGUGUAUUUUCAUUCACGUAAUUGAUUCUCUUGAGAUUCGAGAAAAUAUACUUGUUUUGCCCUUUCUGUCCG